CUUCUCCUGUCAUACCGUUAUUGUCAUUCUGUCAAAUACGUUCUGUGAAGUGGUUUGUGGUACCUACGUGCGUCGCGAACUCAACUGUCUUCCUCGAUCGAUGAUAAUGUUUUUGUUGUUAUUAUAGACAAUAAAAACAUCGUUUAGAGCGAUCCGUUAUCAGCAAGGUUAAAGCUAUAGACUAUUGCAACUGCGUGAAAUAAUUGGGCAAUAAGACCGCUCACUGCGAAUUGUUGACGAAAUUCGCAAAAUAGAACCUGUGUGUUGACGAGAGAUGUGAAGAUAAGUGUUGUGUUAAUUUUAGUGAAGUGGACUAAUGUGUAACUCUUGUGCUUCUCGUACUUUCUUUAGGUUCCUUUUUGUUUUGUGAUAAAAUCACCCGAGAUAAGAUGGGUUCCACGGGGUUGACUUUGGCAGAUUUGCCUAAUAUAUUUAUUAUGAUAGGCGCCCUCGUUGCGCUUUUUGUGAUGCUAGUCAUACUUCUGAGGAACAUGGAAGUCAUAGGUAUAGUCGGUGAGGGGAGAGAGGACACGUGGCCAAGGACAAUGCAGCCACCCAGACUCUUGAUGCAGCGAGUUCAUAUACCUUUCACCUUCAAAUUACUAGAAAAUGAACCAAUAGGAUACAAUGGAGUGAGAUGCUGCGUGUCAUCCACAGUGAGGUAUUGGCAUGCGAGCUGGUGGGGAGCGCCCGUCAGAGACUUGCAUCAGACGCUCUGGGGUACCCUACCGGAGAUUCUCGCGUCAAGUAAUUUGAACUUUAGUAGAAGCAGUUCGCAUGGUGAGAAGGAAAUGAAACUAUCAUCAGAGCCAUUGCAGUUGGGCCCUCCGCCCCGAACCUGCUACCCGCUAGUCGUAAUACUGGCGCGCGAUCAGCGAGACACAGCUGAGCUCAGGCCGGAUGAUACGGUAGCCCUAGUGACAGUCGUUCACAUCCGGGACGACCAGUGCCCGCUGCCCAGCGGCAUCAUAGCUCAGUAUUUGAAACAAGCUAAUGGACAUUUGUCCUGUUUAAAGCAACUAUACGUGUCGGGCGAGUCCGGCGACGCGUGCGAGGGCGAGGGCGAGGCGGGCGGCGGGUACGCGCGCGAGGCGCUGUGCUGCGUGUGCGCCGCCGCGCCGCUGUCGCGCGCCCUGCUGCCCUGUCGACAUGCCUGCCUCUGCGCGCGCUGCUUGCCUAAAUUAGACAAGUGCCCAAUAUGUCGGAGCGUGAUCACAAGCUACUUCUGCAUCCGCAACGAGGAGGAACCCCUGUCAGAACUCAAGCAGAAUUUCCCUCUCAACAGACGACUCCUCAAUUUAUUCCACUAUCACUAGCGAAUAGUAAGUACAGUCAACAUAAAAAUGGAUUUGUUACGAAACGUCUAAUCUUCUAAAUUUGGAUAUAAAAUUGUUUAUUAUUACAAUUAAUGCGUCAAUUAAUCUUAACCUCCUGGUCGCAUACGGAUUUCAAUUUAAUGGUUAUUUUAAUUUUCGAUUAAACGACUAAAAUGUUGACCUAGCUAUUACUUGUUUUGUUUUUGAAUAUCUCGAUAUAUCAUAUGAUUAUAAUUUUAUUGAUAUCAGAAAAUUAAGGGCGAGAGGGUACUGGAUUGUUCAAAUUUAAUUUGUUUUCAUUUUGUACGUACUAACUUAUUACGCUGCCCAAAGAUAUGAUAUCUUUUCCUCAAACAGGAUAUAAUCACGUUCCUUUUACGAGCAGAUGUUUUUAUAUUGAAUCAUUUUGUUGUCUAGUUGAGGCAUAGUUUAAAAAUAUCUGUAUUUUUCAAACGGGAUUGUGUUUAAUCUGUGACAGUGAUUUCAUUAUAAAUAUCAAUGUGAAUAAAACAAAAAAAAAGCAAAACUGGUAAAGUACCGAGAAAUUCAGGCUGAGUGAAUCGCUAUUUUAAAUUCACGUCGUUUCGUGUUCGAGUUGAGCAAAAUGUAGACGAUACAAUUGAAAUAAUUGGAAGAUUAGACGUUUAAAUGUACUUUAACUACACCGGAACUUAUGAUUAGUUGUAAUUAAUAUCUGAAAUAACGUAAUUAAAAAUUGUUUGUAAUGAAAAAUGAAAACGGCACAAAGAAUUACGAUUCUGUGAUAGAAAAUUACCUUUUUCAAACAUGGAAAUCGAUUCGGAUAUCCUAAAAAAACUAUUGACAUGAAAAUAAUAUCAAAUGAGACUAAAUCGUCAACGUUGUAGAACAAAGACUGUUCUGGAUAUUGGUUUUUUUUUUCACCUCAACUGAUUAGGCGUUCUUUAGUAUAGUUUGUACAUGUCAAACUGAGAGACGAUUUAAGUAACAGCUGCCAAAUGUCUUAUUCGAAGAUACAUUGUUAAUCAAUCAAACUGAAAUUCCUUUAUUCAAUAUAGAAGCAUUACACUUACUUACUGAUAGACAAAUAAAACACUACCACCGGUUCGGUAAAGAAAAUACCCGAACCCGAGAAGAACCGGCGAAAGAAACUCAGCGGGUCUUUGAUUUGUUAAUUUUAUUAUUUACAUACAUUGAAUAUGAAUAGAAACAGCCAGGAGGCGAUCGUUUCAUUCCCAAGGUGUGCUAUCAAUCAUAAACUCACUAAUUGUACAAUAUAACCUUUCGCACACAAGCGUUCCUUAACAUUUGUUUUAAAUUUGGCAACAGAGGCAGAGUCAGUUGUUACUACAAUAAGCCUAUGUCAAAACUUCAUUGUACUACUUUUGUAAACAAAUAAUCAUUUUCUGGUUGUCAUUAAAUAGUAUGAGAUAAAACUUGAAUACUUUCUAACCCUAGGAUUCUUCUUAAAGUGCCAUCGUAAGUGAGAUUAAAGCUCAUGUUAGGCCAAUUGACAAUCCAUAACGACCCCGGUAUUAUAAACUCAUAUUAUGAAAGACCAACUAUUCGAAGAUCACGUUUCUUUUAAUAGUAAUUUAUCGUGAAAUAUCAUUAAAAAUCUAUGAUUAAAAAUCAAGACUUAAUUUGAUUUUUUUUUUUUUUUAUUCUAUUAAGCUUGGUAGUGUAUUUUCGUUUAUAACUAAACUGCCGAAAUACCAAAAAACAAUGUAUUCUUUUAAAGUUAUAAAGAACUAUGUAUAUUAAUAAAUUACACGAGGACGGCUAUUUAAAAAAUUGUAUUGAUUUGAUUUUUUUUUUACGAUUAAAAAAUUAGUAAUAUUAUCUGUGCAUAUUAUUUAGUGAUGUAUGUAAAAGACAAAUUAUAUUAAGUUAUUAAGAUAUGUUAAAUACGUUUUUUUUUUAAUAUUUUUUAACUGUGUAAUAGCUAGUCUUUAUUUGCUUUUAUUUACUUGAUUUAUAUCUAUGUUUGCUUUCAGUGAAUGGUUAAACUGUUUUAUUUACACAUUUGGCAUUUCAUUUAUAUUAAAAAAAAAAAAACAUGCAAUUGUUCCUAUAAGCUGAUUAGUCUUUGAAAUAGUGUACGUGUAAUUAUUUAGUGUAUAUCUUCAAUAUUAUUUUCGAAACUAAUGUAAUAAAUUAUAUGUUUUCAAUAUUUAUAUAUGAAAUAAAAAUAAGAUGAUUUAAGAGUGUGGGUGCAAUGUAUGCAACUGUGAUAAAUGCUUUGUGAAUUCGCUAAGUUUUGUAUAUAAAUAAAUAAGUAAAUUUUAAGUCUUAACGAAUAAGAUAUAAUUUUUUUUUUGUUCAUUAUAUUGUAGCUUGAUUCAGGCACUAGACGCAAUUACAUAGUUCCAAUUUAAUGUCUAUUAUAAUGAACUUUUCGGCCUUCGUGUUAUCGAUUUGUCUUUAUCAAGGGUCUUCCAAUUAAAGAUUACAUAUAAUACAUCUAUUUUGUGACAUAGAAAAAUAAAACUGUUGAAUUUAAUAUAAGAUACGAUAUUUUUUUAUUACCUGUGUCAGAGUAGUCUUAUCUCAUUUACAAAAUUUAGAUUUUCUUGUUCUAACAUAACCUCAAAAAAAUAUUAAUUGCAAUAAGGUAAGGCUACUUAAAAGAUGAAUGCGAUUUUGUUGAAUAUAUUUUGUUUAUAUAAACGGAUCUCAUCGAUCUCGACUGCAAAAGUCAAAUUCUGGUGAACGAGAGAAAUCCUCGUAAGCAUAAUAUUGAUAAUUACUUUAAUAUUGGCUAAGCCAGUGGUUCUCAAUCUUUCUAUCAAGAGCUCCAUGAAAUUACUUUAAGUGUUCUGCGACAAAUAAAAACUGCUUCAAAUGAUCUAUGUUAUGAACAUUUUUUUAAUUGAUUUUCAUAAAACGAAUUUAUUACACUUUGAAUCAAGUCAAGAACCACUGCGUCAGACAGCCAUUGAACUACAUUUUAAUAUAUAAGCGACAGUCAGCUAAUAUGCCAUUACUCAUAUCAAGGUCAAGGGUUUCGCUUGAUCUUGGACGCUGACAAAAAAAAUAUACACGUGUUAUUGUUACACGUCUCCGUGUAAUGGCCUUCAUUAUUUUCGUGAUUCAACUCAUUAAAUUUGCAAAACCAAAAAAAAUUAUGAUACAUUUAUAAAGUUACUGUUACAGUAUAGUUUCGACGAGCAAAAUGACACAUGUCACGAUACGCCUACGUCACGUACGUCAUGUCAAGUUAAGUUUCCAUAGAGAGAUGUAAAGUCCAUUCCACGAAACGAGCUCCCAAUGAAUAUUGACCUUCGAUAUUUAAAUUGUUUGUUAGGGUUGUAUUACAUGUCGGAUUCCUCUCGCUGAUCUCUAGCCGAGUGCAUCGACCAAUGAGGUCCGAGUAUUUUUCUCCUCUGGGAGUUCGACUCGUGGAAUAGACUAGAUCACUACAUACUAUGUGUCGAUACGUCACAAGUUGUCACAGCAAGCCUUGCCAUUAGCAAGAGGCCUUAAUACGCUUCCUAAUCUGGUAAUUAGUUUUGUAAUUUAACCUAAGUAUUUCAGUACCUAUGUUUCAUGUUUAACUACCGUCCAACCGCCAUUAAACCCAUAUCAUCGAUAGGAUAAAAUAUAUAACUCUACAGAAAUAAUUCAGCGUUCAAAAUGCUUAAUUUUUGUUUUAUUCCAAGGCACUAAAUAGCUAAAUUAAUGUAAAUUGAUUACCGAUCGACCAAAUACUCAAACGACCAAUUCGAAUAGUGCCGCAAAACUAUCGACUAGAAGUUUACUAAUUGUCAUGUAUGUUCCAGUGGCAAUAAAUCUUAGCAUCGAUGAAGAUACUAUCGAUAUCAGAUGAAGCUGGAUAAAUAAAUAGUAUUGAUAAAAUCGAUGUUGUUUAUUUUUAUGUCGAUAAAAUAUCGAUCGAAAUGACUAAAUUCGAAAAUAGAAAUAUAUUUAAUUAGAAGUCGAAUACCCUUUAAUUAAAAAAUAUAUGUAAGAAGGUUUAACUGAACACCAUUUCAAAUUGUAAUAAUAAUUUAACUUUUUUUUAUAAAAAAAAUACUAAAUGUUUUUAAAACGAUAAUAGUCAUUCUGGAGGCUGGAGGACGAGAUGUUUCAUAAAAAUGUAUUUCGUUACUAUAAUUUGUGUUAAAUAUUACGUAGAAGCUAAACUAAAGAAAUAGCAAGUGUAUAUUUUUGUCUAAAAUAUUGUAAAAUUUGUAAAUAAACAAUUGCCAAAGUAAAA
Vanessa tameamea is the source of this 5514-nucleotide messenger RNA. Its product is annotated as cell growth regulator with RING finger domain protein 1-like. The record is from RefSeq and is a predicted model, not a curated record. Gene Ontology annotation, biological process: negative regulation of cell growth. Bases 390 to 1316 code for a protein of 308 amino acids. The transcript has 7 exons. NCBI's taxonomy places the organism in Eukaryota, Metazoa, Arthropoda, Insecta, Lepidoptera, Nymphalidae.